Eutrema salsugineum is the source of this 3120-nucleotide messenger RNA. Its product is annotated as sphingoid long-chain bases kinase 1. The record is from RefSeq and is a predicted model, not a curated record. Gene Ontology annotation, cellular component: cytoplasm; membrane; intracellular membrane-bounded organelle. The transcript has 9 exons. Gene Ontology annotation, molecular function: kinase activity. The coding region runs from base 502 to 2793 and encodes 763 amino acids. NCBI's taxonomy places the organism in Eukaryota, Viridiplantae, Streptophyta, Magnoliopsida, Brassicales, Brassicaceae. Gene Ontology annotation, biological process: sphingosine biosynthetic process.
AAAAGGUUCUGUAGUGGAAAUAAAUCCGAAAGGAGGGGCCAUAGGUUUCAGCUGUCGAGUCGAAAUCCAAAUCGAAUCGAAUCGAAUAGAAUCGACUCAUCUCCGCCAUUAUCGUCUUCUUCUUUUCUCUCCCCGCCACUUCUACGGUUCUCAGAUCCUCCGAUCCGGCGGCGUUACUUUGCUACACUCCUCUCUUCUUCUUUUUUCUGUUCUUCGCCGAUAGACUAAGGAAGUUUUGAACAAGGAAAAAUUCCCGAAAACGCGUAUACGGAUCUGAUACGGUUUUUUCGCGGUUGGAUUAGGAAUGGUUUCGCUGCCUUAAUUAUCUCGAAAAUCUGUUUGUUGACCAGCUCGACAGAGAAAUAGUUUCAAGAAGGUUUCUUUGGUUUCUCUGUUUGUGCUCAUCAAAGGAGUUUAGGGUUUUUAUUUGUGUAUGCCUCCCGAUCGCUGUGUGUUUGUUUCGUCGGCGGGACUCGGGAGCAGAGAGAUCAGCUUACGGAUAUGCAGAAGAGUGGCGUAAACCGGAACCCUUCUUUAAGAGUAGCGAUCCCUCAGGCACAACAAUCGCUUAGGAGAUUAGGUAUUUGCUCUCAAAUUGCUACCGGCGGAUCUCAGCAAUCAUCCCCUGUAGUAUUCCCUGAAAAGCGAAGCAAGAAGGUGAAGGCAUCUUCGAGACGUGCUGAGAUCACAAAUGAUCCGCAGGUAAAACCAAAAGCUGAUGAGCAUCGGAUUGAAAUUGGUGGAGGGGAUGAGAAAUCAGAUUUGUUAGGUAGUCUUGUUUACUCUGGUAAGCUUUUAUUGGAUAAGAGAAAAUCUGCCAGUGGGAAAGAUGCAACAGAGAUACAGCAACCAUCUGCCACAGAUAUCUUUAACAAAAAAGCAGUUGAUGCGAAGCUUACAAGCAAGGCUCUGGUUUGGAGUUCCGACAUGCUACAGCUUGACGAUGUUGUCUCGUUGACAUACAAUGUCGGUCUCAGGCAUUUCACCGUCCAUGCUUAUCCAAUUGGAAAAGGUUCUUGUGGCCUUUCUUGCUUCACGAAACCAAAGAGAAGUCGCAAGGAUUUCCGUUUCAUUGCACCUACAGUAGAAGAAGCAGUUCAGUGGGUGGCCAGUUUUGCAGAUCAACAAUGUUUUAUCAAUUGUUUGCCACAUCCUUUAGUCUCAAAGAAACAGGCUUCGUCUGAGUUAUUUUCGGUCCCCAUCGAUACUCCUCCUGAGUUGGUCUUCAGGUGUAAGAGUGCACCGAAAAUGCUUGUCAUACUGAACCCUAGGUCAGGGCAUGGCCGGUCUACCAAGGUUUUCCACGAUGUAGUGGAACCAAUUUUCAAGCUGGCCGGGAUUAAGUUGGAGGUUGUCAAAACAAAUAAAGCGGGCCAUGCGAGAGAGUUGGCUUCCACAGUCGACAUUAGCUUAUGCUCAGACGGUAUAAUUUGUGUUGGAGGAGACGGAAUCAUCAAUGAGGUACUUAAUGGUCUACUUUCUCGAAGCAAUCAGAAAGAAGGGGUUUCUAUCCCAAUUGGAAUAGUGCCUGCUGGCUCUGAUAACUCGUUAGUUUGGACUGUACUUGGUGUUAGAGAUCCUAUUUCUGCAGCACUCUCUAUCGUUAAGGGUGGCCUAACAGCUACUGAUGUGUUUGCUGUUGAAUGGAUUCAUACGGGUGUAAUGCACUUUGGAAUGACUGUCUCCUACUAUGGUUUUGUUAGCGAUGUUUUGGAGCUCUCUGAGAAGUACCAAAAACGCUUUGGUCCGAUGCGUUACUUAGUUGCUGGAUUCCUCAAGUUCAUGUGUUUGCCAAAGUAUAGCUAUGAAGUGGAAUAUCUUCCGGCGCAAAAAGAGGAUGCAGAAGGCAAAACUAUACCUGAAAAGGAAGUUGUUGAUGUGCAAGAUCUUUACACGGAUGUAAUGAGGAGAUCAAGCAAAGAAGGAAUGCCUAGAGCCUCCAGCUUAUCAAGUAUUGACUCUAUAAUGACCCCAAGCGUAGGCGAGCUGGACACAUGUAGCAGCACACAUGCGAGCACCGAGCCAUCUGAAUAUGUUCGUGGAAUAGAUCCUAAAAUGAAACGCUUGUCCUCUGGCAGAAGAGAUGUUGCAGCUGAGCCAGAGGUGGUUCACCCUCAAGGACAGUCAACAACCCCUAAUUGGCCAAGGACAAGGUCAAAGUCAAGAACAGAUAAAGGAUGGAUGGGGUUAACAUCCGUGCAGGAUCCUCCAACGCGAUGUUCAUGGGGGAAUGCCGGUGCUCAUGACAGAGAAGACAUUUCAUCUACUGUAUCAGACCCGGGUCCAAUCUGGGAUGCGGGACCCAAAUGGGACAGUGAACCGUCUGCUUGGGAUAUAGAAAACUCGAUCGAGCUGCCAGGUCCUCCUGAGGAUAUAGAGACAGGACUGAGGAAGCAGAGCAUAACACCAAGAUUUGAAGAUAAGUGGGUUGCUAGAAAGGGACAUUUCCUUGGCAUCAUGGUCUGUAACCAUGCUUGUCGGACGGUGCAGAGUUCUCAAGUCGUGGCUCCAAAUUCUGAACAUGACGAUGGGACGAUGGACAUGCUCUUGGUUCAUGGGUGUGGAAGACUGAGGUUGCUGAGGUUUUUUAUCCUUCUGCAAACCGGUCGACACCUUUCGCUUCCUUAUGUCGAGUGUGUAAAGGUGAAGUCGGUGAAAAUAAAGGCGGGAAAACAGACGCAUGACAGUUGUGGUAUAGACGGAGAGCUGUUUGCAUUGAAUGGAGAGGUGAUAUCGACUAUGCUACCGGAACAAUGCAGAUUGAUCGGUAAUGCUCCUGCACGACAUUUAUAGUUAUUAAGUCUCAUCAAAUUAUGUGGAUGGAUGGAGAGAAGGAGAAAGAGAGAAAGAGUUUGGGUGUUUAUAUAUCUGGAAUUCUUUGUUGUUUUUUUUUUUUGUUGGUGAUGGUUUUUGUUCUGGUCGGCGUCAAUAGCUAUGCGAUGAGAGAAAUAACAUGAGAGUAUAUGGACCACAAUCCUACCUUUUGUGCCAUAAGUUCCCUAAAAACCCUAAACCCCUUUGUAAAUUCUUUUGCCCUUUUUUUUUCUCCCAUGUGUGUGUUUCGAAUCAUAUAUAUGUACUAUAUGUGUUUUCCGACAAUGAGUCGUGUGUUCCCCCUUA